This is a messenger RNA of Oppiella nova, 556 nucleotides long. The record is from the annotation of a GenBank genome assembly. Lineage: Eukaryota; Metazoa; Arthropoda; Arachnida; Sarcoptiformes; Oppiidae.
AUGCCAUCGUAUGAGCUCUUCCUCAUCACAAAACGGUUAAGUAAAGUGAGUGAAGAAAAGGAUUUGGUGUCGUGUCUGAAGAGGACGGGAGAACUGGUGCUCAACUCGAAUGGCAUCCUAAGAAAGAUCGAGAAUAUGGGCACAAGAAGUCUGCCCUUCAGGUUCACCACAGGAAUACCCGGAAACAAGAACUACACGUCCGGCAAUUUCUUCCUCUACCACUGCGAUGUGCCGCCGCAGACCAUCUAUAAGAUAGCGGACUCAAUCAAGAUGGACACCGACAUCAUGAGAGUGUACUUCGACGAGAAAAAGGUGAAAAUAGCCGACGACUACGUCUGUACGCUGGACGAGGAGCUCAAACCGCCGGCGCUCAGACCCACCAUCCAGUCGCUCAUCAGACAAAACGAGGAACGGCUGAAGGCCUCCAAGAAAAUCAUUACCGUUGAGUAGAUCACACAAAAUGACACCCGUUUUUGGAACUCAUGUUUGAUAUUUAAUUAGAAAAUAUUAUGAUUAUUAUAUAAUUUAAAUGAUAAUUGUGUAGAAAUUUAGUGUA